AGCAUGCGGAUCGCGGGCGCCAAGGUGACGGGCAAGCGCAAGGUGCGGUGGGUGUGCUUCCGGGGCGGCGAGGCGCGUCACCACCGCCGCCCGCCCGUGGACGAGGCGGUGCUGCGGCAGGCCAAGGCCGAGGGCCGGCGCAAGCCGACGACGGACCGCGCCAGCAAGAAGUGCGGCUGCCUCUUCAAGUUCGAGGUCGUCGAGACGGCCAGGGACAGCGACGUCUGGGUCCUGCACUACCCCAACGAGGAGCACAAGGUGCACAACCACGGGCCCUCGGACACCACCAGCGACCCCCGCGCCCGGAAGCUGCCCGGCUUCAUGGCCGCCGAGGUCGACCGCUGGCUGAGGGAGGGCUGGCUGGUGAGCAAGAUCCAGGAAGAGCUCCGCAGCAGGGGGUUCACCAACGUGCUCAACACCGAUCUGUACAAUCGGAAACGGCUCUUGAAGAAGGAUGGCGGCCGGGAGGGGGGGAAUAGGGGUGGGGGUUGAGGGGGCUUCAUCUGAUUAAUUAUUAAUCACAGCGUUUGACUCUUGGGUAGGUACUUUGCUUCGUUUGAUAUUAUUAACACUGAUACCCUUGCCUAUU
Molecule: messenger RNA, 589 nt
Organism: Thermothelomyces thermophilus ATCC 42464
Lineage: Eukaryota; Fungi; Ascomycota; Sordariomycetes; Sordariales; Chaetomiaceae
Exons: 1
Coding region: 4-492 (162 amino acids)
Source: RefSeq, a predicted model, not a curated record